Messenger RNA from Tricharina praecox, 816 nucleotides. RefSeq lists its product as uncharacterized. The record is from RefSeq and is a predicted model, not a curated record. The annotation marks the transcript as partial. The transcript is spliced from 3 exons. Lineage: Eukaryota; Fungi; Ascomycota; Pezizomycetes; Pezizales; Pyronemataceae.
AUCAUGCAUUUCCUCUCGGUCCGCUGUCUGAACUGCCACAACCUCGACACCUUCCCGCGGCUCAGCUACGACCAGGUCCCAUUUUGCUCACAGGCACAUCCCCCCGAGCUCCUCCAGCUCUGCGCCUCGACCAACAGCCUCGUCCCCGAAGGUCCCCUCUCGGGGCCGACACCCACAUCCACACCGACGCCUGCCCCGCCGCCACCGCCGCAAAUGUCCAGCGCAGACGACGACUUCGUCGCGCUCUUCAACCGCAACCUAUUCUUCAGCCACCCACCGGCGGCCUCGCCGCCCACACCUCCCCUCACCAGCCCCGUAGCCGCCACAUUUUCGAUAUCGCGGCACUACCACCACUCGUCGCACCCGGCGGUGCAAUCCUACUACCACCACCAGCAGCAGGUCAAGUCCUCGGACCGCGAAUACGCCGAGUACCUGAUGUCCUCGGACCUCAGCUCCCCCAACUCGCUCAACGAACUCGAGAUCGCGCUUGCGCACGAAAUAAUCUCCCCCGUCGAGUACCAGCGCUCGCUGGAAUCCUACACGCACCGCUCGCAGCUCGAAGAGAACGCGCGGCGCCACCAGGUGCUCAUGGGUUCUUCCGGAGGGGGAGGGGCCGUGGCUCUGAGCGAGAACUGUAGUGCUAUGGAGAUGCUGGCUGCGGCGAAGAGGAGCAGCAACAACAACGUGCCAAGUCGGAGUGAGUGGUGCAAUGAUUACUACGGAGGCGAUAUGGGCUACGAGGACGAGGAUGAGAUGGCGCCGUGCGCGGUGUAUACCGGUGCCAGUGGGUGCAGGUUGGCGCCGUUUGAUUAUUAG